AUGUUUUUCAUUUAUAUAAUCUAAUUACUUUACGUACUGGGGUAAGAUGAGGAUCCAAUUCAUACAUCAAUCUUAUAUGGAAGUUCAGAUUUAGGAUAUUAUUAUGUUAAUAUUUAUGUUGGCAAUCCUCCCCAGAAACAAUCACUUAUAAUAGAUACUGGAAGUUCGAUAACAGCUUUCCCUUGUGAUGCAUGUGAUUAAAAGACAUAAUGUGGAAUUCAUUUAGAUUAAUUUUAUAGUAGAAAUGAAUCAUCAACAUAUGAAGAACUAAAUUGUAAAAGUUAAUUUGGAGAAUGCACUUGUUUAAGAUGUUUAAGUAAUUUAUGCGGUUUUUCAAUUUCUUAUUCAGAAGGAUCACAUCUUGAAGGAUUUUAUUUAAAUGAUAAUGUAAUUUUUGGGGAUUUGUUAAUGGAAGCUAAGAAUUCAUUAGAUGAGUCAAUUUCAAGAAAGGAUACUAGUGUGAGAAGUGUUUUUGGAUGUACUACUAGAGAAACAAAUCUAUUUAAAACAUAAUUAGCAAAUGGUAUAAUGGGUUUAUCUCCUAAGACAAAUACUAGUUUUGCCUUCCCAAACAUAGUAGAUGAUAUUCAUUAAUAACAUGGUAUGAAAUUAUUCUUUGCAAUUUGCAUUGGUAGAAUUGAUGGUUAUAUGACAAUCGGGGAAUAUGAUUACAGUAGACAUUAGCAUAAUAGUGCUUAUUACACAAUUAAAUACUAACCUCAAAAUCAUGUAUAUGGAGUAAAAAUCUCAUAAAUUAGAGUGAAUAAUAAAACUAUUCUUGCUGGAGCUGAUUUAUAAUCAGGAAGAGGAUCAUUUAUUGACUCUGGUGCUACUCUUGUAAAUGCUCAUUCAGAUGUAUCUAAAGCAUUAAUUAAUUUUUUUGUUUGUAAUUCUCCAAACUGUCCUGAAAAAUAAUUUUAAGAUGGGCUUGCAUGUUAUACAUAUAAUAAAACCCUUCAUGGAACAUUUGAGUAAUUUAUUUCAUUCUUUCCAACUUAUUAAUUUUAAAUGGAAAACAAUUUUUUAUUUGAUUGGACUCCAAAUGAUUAUUUAACAAAAGAUAUUUUUAUUCAUGAUGCCUAUUGCUUACCUGUUGUAGACUAUUAUGGUGAUACAAGAAUGGUAUUAGGUUAAGUAUGGAUGAGAAAUUGGGAUAUAGGUUUUGACAAAGAAAGUCAAACACUAACUUUUGUAAAAAGUAAUUGUUCUUCAGAUAAUCUUAAACAUAAUUUUACUACUGAUGAUUGGUUUAAAAAUGAAUUGAAUUACUCUAUUCUCACUGUAAAAUAAAGAUAUCCUCCAAAAAAUGUUGAUCAAGAAUUUCGUAUUUAAGAAAAUUUAUUUUUUAGUUUAUGAAGCUAUCAAAAUAUUUAUUGUGGUUAUUACAUCGAUUAUCAUUAUCUUAAUUAUUGUGUACAUUAGAAAGAGAAAGCUAAAUAAAAAGAUUAAAAAGCCAUAAAAAUUACCAGAACUUGAGGAUGAAUCAUAAAAAAAUGUAGAAUAAAAAGUUGUUGUUGUUAGAUGA
Molecule: messenger RNA, 1525 nt
Organism: Paramecium sonneborni
Lineage: Eukaryota; Ciliophora; Oligohymenophorea; Peniculida; Parameciidae
Source: the annotation of a GenBank genome assembly